This is a messenger RNA of Micropterus salmoides (largemouth bass), 3631 nucleotides long. It is a transcript of the gene abcd1, whose product is annotated as ATP-binding cassette, sub-family D (ALD), member 1. Gene Ontology annotation, molecular function: ATP hydrolysis activity; ATP binding; long-chain fatty acid transmembrane transporter activity. The transcript has 17 exons. Gene Ontology annotation, biological process: fatty acid beta-oxidation; peroxisome organization; very long-chain fatty acid catabolic process. Gene Ontology annotation, cellular component: peroxisomal membrane. The coding region runs from base 275 to 2509 and encodes 744 amino acids. The record is from RefSeq and is a predicted model, not a curated record. NCBI's taxonomy places the organism in Eukaryota, Metazoa, Chordata, Actinopteri, Centrarchiformes, Centrarchidae.
GUCCUCUCAGUAUUGGGACGCGGCCCGUCCUCUCAGGUAAACAGAUGCUGAACUUUCUUCUGCAGUCCGGCGACAUUAACCACCGCAACAACCCGGGAUAAGUAAAGAAAUAAACUCCAUGCGUGUUGAGAGGGAAGGUGUGAUCGCACUCUGAGGUCAACAUGCGCUUCCUGUGACGACGAGGCCGCAGGCCGCGGCGGACCGCUCCGGGACUACAGUUUGGACCCCGCUGUUACCGUCCUCCGAUUGGUCGCCCGCCACCUGCCCUGUCAGCAUGCAGCUGUCCUAUCAGAAGCUGCCGGCCCAGCUGAGGCGGAGCUCCAGACUCCGGAAGCUGGCGGCCGCGCUGCUCGCCGCCUACGCCGUUAAAAGACUGUCGCCGUACAUCUGGAGGAGGAUACAGAGGAGUGCAGCAGGUAAACAGCUGGGUGGAGAUAAUCUACCUGUGGGCGUGGUCAGCACCUCCUCCUCCAGCUCUGAGGACGGCAGUGGAGGGAAGAAGAAGAAGAGAGACAGCAGGUCUCCGUCAGUGAACCGAGACUUUGUCCUCAGACUCUGUCGUCUGUUGAAGCUGUUGUUUCCACGGUUACUGUGUCCAGAGAUCGGCCUGCUGGCUCUGCACUCGCUGACUCUGAUGUCCAGAACCUUCCUGUCCAUCUACGUCGCUGCUCUGGACGGGUUGAUCGUGAAGUGCAUCGUUCAGAAGGAUCCUCAGGCCUUCGUGCUGCAGCUCUCUAAGUGGCUCCUCGUCGCAGUUCCUGCAACUUUCAUCAACAGCGCCAUCAGAUUCCUGGAGGGUCAGCUGACCCUCAGGUUCAGGAGCCGAUUGGUUGACCACGCCUACCAGCUGUACUUCACCAACCAGACUUACUACCGUGUCAGUAACAUGGACGGCCGCCUGUCCAAUCCCGAUCAGUCUCUCACCGAGGACAUCGUCAUGUUUUCAGCCUCCAUCGCCCACCUGUACUCCAACCUCACCAAACCCAUCCUGGACGUGGUCGUCACCUGCUACACGCUGCUGCGCACCGCACACUCCAAAGGGGCCAACACCACGUGGCCGUCCGUCAUCGCCGGCCUGGUGGUGGUGCUCACCGCCAAAGUCCUGCGCUCCUGCUCGCCUCGAUUCGGGAAGCUGGUGGCCGAGGAAGCGAGGAGGAAAGGAGACCUGAGAUACAUGCACUCUCGCAUCAUCGCCAACUCCGAGGAGAUCGCUUUCUACGGAGGACACAAGGUGGAGAUGGCCCAGCUGCAGAGGAGCUACACGUCUCUGACUUCUCAGAUCCAUCAGAUCCUGCUGAAGCGUCUGUGGUACAUCAUGCUGGAGCAGUUCCUCAUGAAGUACGUGUGGAGCGCCUCCGGCCUGGUGAUGGUCGCCGUGCCAAUCAUCACUGCCACGGGAUACUCUGAACACGACUCUGAGGAGGUGAAGCAGGCUGUCAUGGUGAUGAAGGAGGAGGAGCUGGUGAGUGAGAGGACGCAGGGCUUCACCACGGCCAGAAACCUCCUCAACGCCGCCGCCGACGCCGUGGAGAGGAUCAUGAGCUCGUACAAGGAGGUGACGGAGUUGGCCGGUUACACGGCUCGAGUCUCUGAGAUGCUGGACGUGUUUGAAGAUGUGAAGGAGGGAAUCUACCGCCGCUCUGCAGACAGAGAGGAGGAGCUAACAGGAGGAGGAGCCGUGGUUCAGCACGGUCAGAGGGUCUGUGGUCGUCUGGAGAUCAGAGGUCACGUGAUCAGUGUGGAGAAGGGGAUUCGCUGUGAGAACCUGCCAAUCAUCACUCCGACCGGAGACGUGGUGGUUUCCAGCCUCAACAUCCAGGUGGACGAGGGGAUGAACGUGUUGAUCACAGGUCCAAACGGCUGCGGGAAGAGUUCUCUGUUCAGGAUCCUCAGUGGACUGUGGCCUGUUUAUGGAGGAGUACUGUACCGUCCAGAACCACAGCACAUGUUCUACAUCCCUCAGAGGCCCUACAUGUCAGAGGGGACCCUCAGAGACCAGGUGAUCUACCCGGACUCGCUGGAGGAGAUGGUUCAGAGAGGAGUCAGAGAUUCAGAUCUGGAGGAAAUCCUUCGGACCGUCCACCUGCUCUACAUCCUGGACAGAGAGGGAGGCUGGGAGUCGGUCAGCGACUGGAAAGACGUUCUGUCUGGAGGAGAGAAACAGAGGAUGGGGAUGGCUCGCAUGUUCUACCAUCGCCCUCGCUACGCUCUGCUGGACGAGUGUACGAGCGCCGUCAGCAUCGACGUGGAGGGAAGCAUCUUCCAGGCUGCAAAGGAUGCUGGGAUAGCCCUGCUGUCAAUCACGCACAGACCCUCCCUGUGGAAGUACCACUCUCACCUGCUGCAGUUUGAUGGAGAAGGAGGAUGGAGGUUUGAACCUCUGGACGCCUCCACCCGUCUCUCCCUGCAGGAGGAGAAACACCGACUGGAGAGUCAGCUGUCGGGGAUUCCCAAGAUGCAACAGAGACUGGCGGAGCUGUGUGUCCUGCUGGGGGAGGAGGAGGAGUGAACUGCAGAGGAAGAGUCCCUGAUGGAAGAAAUCUGCUUUUUUUAAUAGUUACCAUGGAGACACACACAGCAGGCUGAUCAUGUGAUUGAUCUGAUGGUUGUAAGUUUCUCGGGCUGAUCUGGUGUCUGUUGUGAGUUUAACUGGUGUGAUGGAGCUGCUCACUAACAGGACCGGUCCUUGAUUACAGACGGUGAUCAGAAACAUUAAUAAAGAACUUUAAUAUGAGACGUUAUAAACGAGACGAAGCUGCACAAUCGCCAGGAACAAUUUACAAAAGUAGUAAAAACUAGGGCUGAACAAUCCAAAUCACAGCACGGCCUACCGACAUAUUUGUUAAAGGUCAUGUGUGCCAAAAUAACAUGUUAAAUUAAUCAGCCCCUCCAGGAUUUUGCCAUCACAACUACAAACCCCCGCGAGUUCGUUGCCACGCAUCAUCAAACUCACUUCGUUGUUUAGAAGACCAGGAAUCCAGAUCUUCUUCACCAAAGUGGGUAACAUAAAGAGAGAGAACGUUAGAAACUCAUGGAGGACGUCAGACGUGACUCUGAGACGCAGGCUGCUGCAUGCAUUUAAGGAUUCAGCUUUAAAACGUUUAAAACGUCACAGUUUUCACUUAUUCCCACAGUUUCACCUCAGAAAAAUGCCCAAGAACAUCACAGUUUUUUUUUUUUUUAAACUGCAGCAAAAUCACAAAAAAGUCCCGCGAGAUCCUGGAGGGACUGAUAUAAGAUCGUGUCCCACAAAUCAUCUUCUAGAGACUUAAGAAAACAUCUGUGUUUGGUACAGAUCCUGCAAAAGUCGCACUGUAAUUCAUUCUAAUGUUUUUCAACGAAAAUGAGAGCAAUGAUGUAAAAAUGAUCAACGGACCACGGUCGCCCGCUGAGGCUGCAAAGGUUCAAACUGCUCACCUGAAACUCAUCGUUCACACAGCGACAGCAGAACCUGCAGGAGCAACCUGCUCAAGGACACUUCGACUCGAUCAAACCGCCGACCUUCUGAUUAGUGGACGACCCGCUCUACCUCCUGAGCCGCGGCUCUGAGUUUUUUUUUUUUUUUUUGUGAACAAACUGAUAAUUGAUGAUUAUUCAAAUUAAUAUAUAUUAAAACAGAGAAUCUGAUGAA